Molecule: messenger RNA, 2580 nt
Organism: Gossypium arboreum
Lineage: Eukaryota; Viridiplantae; Streptophyta; Magnoliopsida; Malvales; Malvaceae
Product: sulfite reductase [ferredoxin], chloroplastic-like
Exons: 8
Coding region: 219-2300 (693 amino acids)
Biological process (GO): sulfate assimilation
Cellular component (GO): sulfite reductase complex (NADPH); chloroplast stroma
Molecular function (GO): heme binding; 4 iron, 4 sulfur cluster binding; sulfite reductase (ferredoxin) activity
Source: RefSeq, a predicted model, not a curated record
UUAAACAAAAGCCAGCUCUAUUUAGCACCUACAGAGAGUGGAUAUUUCUAUAACUGCUUUUUUAUUUUUUCCUUCGCUACAGUCGUUCUCAGCGCCAUCUUUUCUUUUUCUUUCUUCUUCAUUUAAAGAGAAGGUUGAGGAACCCUAGCUGAUAUCUUUUUCCAAAAUAAAAUUGAAGGUUGAGGCUUUAGCUUUAGCUUUAGCUUUCCAUUGAGACCAUGACGACAUCGUUUGGGAGUGCAACGAGUACCGUGAUACCCAACGAUCCCAAGAUUAGAAUGCAAAGCUUUACGGGGUUGAAAUCUUUGCAUUCUAUAGCUUUGGCGAGGAAUCAUCGCGUGUUUACACUUCCCUUCUCCGCUCCUUCUGUUAUUAGAGCUGUCUCUACGCCAGUGAAACCCGAAACCAGUACAACAGAGCCAAAGCGAAGUAAAGUUGAAAUAUUCAAAGAACAAAGCAAUUUCAUUAGAUACCCCCUUAAUGAGGAGAUAUUGACUGAUACACCCAAUAUAAACGAGGCUGCAACACAAUUAAUUAAGUUCCAUGGGAGCUAUCAACAGUAUAACCGAGAUGAGCGUGGUACAAGGUCUUAUUCGUUCAUGCUCCGAACCAAAAACCCCGGUGGAAAAGUCCCAAACCAGCUCUACUUGACAAUGGAUGAUCUUGCUGAUCAAUUUGGUAUCGGAACACUUAGAUUGACCACAAGGCAAACGUUUCAGCUCCAUGGAGUUUUGAAGAAGAACCUCAAGACGGUAAUGAGCACGAUUAUUAAGAACAUGGGUUCAACUCUUGGUGCCUGCGGGGAUCUCAAUAGAAAUGUGCUUGCUCCUGCUGCUCCCUUGAUGACAAAAGAGUGCCUGUUUGCCCAGGAAACUGCUGAUAACAUAGCUGCUCUGUUAACCCCGCAGUCAGGUUUUUACUAUGAUGUGUGGGUGGACGGGGAGAGGUUCAUGACAUCAGAGCCUCCGGAAGUAGUGAAGGCAAGGAAUGAUAAUUCUCAUAAAACGAAUUUUCCAGAUUCGCCUGAGCCAAUAUAUGGGACUCAGUUCUUGCCGAGGAAGUUUAAAAUUGCUGUCACUGUGCCAACUGAUAACUCGGUGGAUAUCCUCACAAAUGAUAUUGGUGUUGUCGUAGUUUCUGAUGAUAACGGGGAGCCUCAGGGAUUCAACAUCUAUGUUGGUGGUGGUAUGGGAAGAACUCAUAGAAUGGAGGCCACUUUUCCUCGGCUGGGAGAACCGUUAGGUUAUGUUCCAAAAGAGGACAUUUUGUAUGCUAUUAAAGCCAUUGUUGCUACUCAACGAGAUCAUGGCAGAAGGGAUGACCGUAGAUAUAGUAGAAUGAAAUAUUUGAUCAGCUCUUGGGGGAUUGAAGAGUUUAAAACUGUUGUUGAGCAAUAUUAUGGAAAGAAAUUUGAGCCUUUCCGUGAGUUGCCUGAAUGGGAGUUUAAGAGUUACUUGGGAUGGCAUGAGCAGGGAGAUGGUGCUUUGUUUUGCGGGCUUCAUGUAGAUAACGGUCGUGUUGGAGGGAAAAUGAAAAAGACACUGAGGGAAGUAAUAGAGAAGUAUAACUUAAAUGUGCGAAUUACCCCAAACCAAAAUAUUAUUUUGUGCGACAUUCGUAGUGCAUGGAGGCGUCCCAUUACCACAGUUCUUGCUCAAGCUGGCCUGCUUCAUCCUAAAUUUGUAGAUCCCCUGAACUUAACAGCUAUGGCAUGUCCAGCUUUCCCACUUUGCCCACUGGCAAUAACAGAAGCUGAACGAGGCAUACCCGACAUCCUCAAGCGUGUCAGAUCCGUCUUUGAGAAGGUCGGUCUGAAGUACAAUGAUUCUGUGGUGAUCAGAAUAACUGGCUGCCCUAAUGGUUGUGCUAGACCGUACAUGGCUGAGCUUGGACUGGUUGGUGAUGGUCCCAACAGCUAUCAGAUUUGGCUUGGAGGAACACCAAAUCAAACCCAAUUAGCAAGAAGUUUUAUGGACAAAGUCAAAGUUCAGGAUCUUGAAAAUGUUUUUGAACCUUUGUUCUACUACUGGAAACAAAAAAGACAACCAAAAGAAUCAUUUGGUGACUUCACAGCCCGCAUUGGAUUUGAAAAACUUAAAGAGCUCGUGGACAAGUGGGAAGGUGUAGUGCAAACGCCACCAGCAAGGUAUAACCUAAAGCUUUUUGCCGAUAAAGAGACAUAUGAAGCCAUGGAUGAGCUUGCAAAGCUGCAAAACAAGAGUGCUCAUCAGCUGGCAAUUGAAGUCAUUCGCAAUUUUGUUGCUUCCCAGCAAAAUGGUAAAAGUGAACGAGUCAUUUGAGAAACUAUUACUGCUGCAUUUUCUCUUUUGGACUUCGAUACCAUUAGCCAACAUCUAAAGCGGAUGAAAUCAUUUUGUAUUCCAGUUUUGGUAUUGUAUUAGCAUUAUACAGGAUCUGGGUUCUCUAUAUUCAGGAGAAGUUUCUCGAAUUUGCUUUAAAAAAUACAAUUCCCAGUGUUGUAGUUUUGUGCCUUUAGAUAUUUCUUCUUGACUGGGCAGGAAUUGUAAGGCAAUUUCAAAACACUGAGCUAUAAAACUAGAAAGGAUUGAACCUGGAUAA